AAUGAAACUUGUAAUGAGUACAAAGAAAAUUCGAAGUCUUCUCUGCUUUUAUUUUUCUAACAACCAGGCCCCAUUUGUUUGGUUUUCCACAUAAGCCAACAUAUUAUAUAACCACACUGGAAUCUGCAAACAAAUUAUACUCCCAAUCCCAUUUCAAUUCUAUCGUAUUCUCUGAUCCAACAAUCACUCAUGACGACCAUUCUCACUACUCAAAUGCCACUUCUUUUGCUUCUACUUUUAGCUUUAACCACAUUUCACAUGACCAUGUCAACCAAUGAUCACAGAUUGGUUCGAUUCAAUGAGAAAGAUGAAGAGACAUUGUUAAUCUUCAAAAAGGGAAUCAAUGAUAGUUAUGGUAAGAUAUCAACAUGGUCAACCGAAAUAGAUUGCUGUGCAUGGGAAGGAGUCCAUUGCGACAACAUUACUGGCAGAGUUACUGAACUUGAUCUCGGCAAUCAUGGUUUGACUGGUGAGAUCAACUUGUCUAUCCUACAACUUGAGUUUCUGAGUUACUUGGAUUUGAGCCACAAUUGGUUUGAUGUGAUAAAUAUUCCAGCCACUCAACACAACAUCACACAUGCAUCUAAGUCUAACCUUUUCUACCUUGACUUAUCCACUUACUACUAUAGUACUCUUCAGAUGGAUAAUCUUGAUUGGCUUUCUCCACUUUCUUCUUUGAAAUAUCUCAACCUUAGUUUUAUUGAUCUUCAUAAGGUAACCAAUUGGCUUCAAGCUGUUAAUACACUUCCUUCACUAUUAGAGUUACAGUUGAGUUAUUGUAAACUGAACAACUUCAUCAUCAACCCAUCUAUUCAAUAUUUGAAUUUGUCUUCACUUUUAACCCUUGAUCUUUCUUACAACAACUUUACCUCUCAGUUACCAAAUUGGUUUUUUAAUCACACCAAAGAUCUCACCUAUCUUGACCUUCAGUGGACCAAUAUACAUGGUGAGAUACCUUCAAGCUUGCUAAACCUUCAAAAUCUGAGAUACCUUGAUCUCUCUUCUAACCAACUACAAGGAUCACUUCCAGAUGGAAUAAGCCAACUACCAAAUAUUCAACACCUUUGUCUUUACAGUAACAUGUUAAGUGGUUCCAAUAUUCCUUCUACUUUAGGAAACCUCUCAUAUUUAAAUUACUUGUCUAUUGGUCAUAAUAAUUUCUCAGGUGAAAUUUCAGAAAAUACUUUUUCCAAACUCUCUAAUUUAGAUUUCCUAGAGUUGUCAAGUUCUAAUUUUGUAUUCCAAUUUAAUUUGGAUUGGGUUCCUCCUUUUCAACUCAGUUAUCUUUUAUUGAGUAAUACAAAUCAAGGUCCAAACUUUCCUUCGUGGAUAUAUACACAGAAGUCACUGCAAUCUCUCGACUUAUCGAGUUCGGGAAUUUCAUUGGUAUAUAGAAACAAUUUUUCGAGCCUUAUAGAAAGAAUAUCUUAUUAUCUUGAUUUGUCAAACAAUUUCUUGACUGGGGACAUAUCAAACCUAACACUAAAGGGAGAUCAAUUAUAUUUGUCAAACAAUAGUUUCACAGGAGGACUCCCAAACAUAUCACCGAAUGCCUUUGGAGUUGAUUUUUCUUACAACUCUUUUCUCUCAGGAUCAAUUCCACAUAGUUGGAAGAACUCGAAAGAUUUAAUAUCCAUUAACUUGUGGAACAAUAAGCUAUCUGGUAAAGUUCUGGAGCACGUCUCUGAUUGGACACAAUUGUGGUUCUUGAACUUGGGAGAAAAUGAAUUUUCAGGAACCAUACCAAUCAAGAUGUCACAAAACUUACAUGUAUUAAUAUUGAGAGCUAACCAAUUUGAAGGGACUAUUCCAACACAGUUAUUCAAUCAACCUUCUUUGUUUUAUUUAGACCUUGCACAUAACAAACUUUCAGGAUCUAUGCCAGAGUGCAUCUACAACUUUCAGGAUCUAUCAGACUCAAUUGUUGGUUCAAUUGAGUUGUUUACAAAAGGUCAAGAAUAUCAUAUGGAAUAUGCUGACAGUAUUAGGAAAACUAUUGACCUAUCGGCAAAUAACUUGUCUGGAGAAGUGCCAUUGGAAUUAUUUCAGCUUGUUCAACUUCAAACGUUAAACUUAUCUCACAACAAUUUCAUUGGAACAAUACCAAAGACAAUUGGAGGCAUGAAAAAUAUAGAAUCUCUCGAUCUUUCCAAUAAUAAGCUUUCUGGUGAAAUUCCUCAGAGCAUGGCUCUCUUAACCUUUUUAGAGGUUUUGAAUUUAUCUUGCAACAAUUUUCAUGGAAAAAUCCCAAUAGGAACUCAACUUCAAAGUUUUAAUGCAUCAAGCUACAUUGGCAAUCCUAAACUAUGCGGAGCUCCUCUUAAUAAUUGUACCACAAAAGAAGAAAAUCACAAGUCUAGAGGGCAUGAAGAUGGUGACUCUAUAAGAGAAUCAUUGUAUCUAGGCAUGGGAGUUGGAUUUGCAGCAGGUUUCUGGGGAAUUUGUGGUUCUUUGUUUCUUAUUAGGAAAUGGAGGCAUGCAUACUUUAGGUUUGUUGAUGGAGUGGGUGACAAGCUCUAUGUAACUUUGAUGGUAAAGUUAAAUAGCUUUCGCAGAAAUUGAGCUCCUGCUAGUGAAGGUGAUUCAUCAUGUGGCUGAUUGAUCCUGCAAAUCAUGGUUAUGAUUUUUCAAAAAGAGCCAAAUUGUGAUACCACUGUUGUUGCUGAAUUUAUCUUUCACUUUUUGUAAUGUUUUUGUUCAUUUUGUCAAUUGUAAUGUUUUUGUUCAUUCAAAAACUAUUGCUCAUGUUAUGUAUCUGUCAUCUUAUUGGAUAUUGAAAAUAAUUUUUCAACAAAACUUAGCUGCCUCAAACUCUACAUUGUGUAAAAAACCAAUAUUGUCAUAUCUUAAAUAAACUGGAUUCGAAUUUGGCAGGCCGUUCCAUA
Molecule: messenger RNA, 2885 nt
Organism: Trifolium pratense (red clover)
Lineage: Eukaryota; Viridiplantae; Streptophyta; Magnoliopsida; Fabales; Fabaceae
Product: receptor-like protein EIX2
Exons: 2
Coding region: 190-2562 (790 amino acids)
Molecular function (GO): protein binding
Source: RefSeq, a predicted model, not a curated record